CAGUCAGUUCGUUCGUUCGCCCCGUUGUGUUUGGGUCGUUCUUGACCUUUUUCCGCGGAAUCGCGCUCCGAAAUUGUUUUCGUAAUCAAAAAAAAAGUGUUGUAUUUUUUCUGUGCAUUACUUUCUUCUCGCGUCUCCGCGGGGCUUCCUUUUCUCCGAAGACGGAUUUUUGCGUGUCCCACCAUCUCGGUCAGUCGCGAGUGCAUUUUUUGUGUUUUGAUUUAUUACCUAGUGAGCAAAAUCUCUUUGUUCCUGUAGAACUGCGCUGGAAUCCGGAUCUCGCACAGGAACUAGCGCAUAACGGGUCCUCAAUCUAGAACUAUUCGUAACCGAAGGGGAAAAACGCACCCGUGUCUUACUGCUGUAUUCAAUGAGCGCUCCAUCAGUGGCUCACGAAGGAACGGCAUCAACUAUCGAGUGCAAGAACCAAAACAAACCAAAAAAGCCCAAUUACAGUUCAAUGUGCUAGCAGGGCGAUAAACGUGUAGCGUGAUUGAUCAGCGGACCCGCCAUCGGCACCGUCCGUCAGGAUGAAAUUCGCGGAGCAUCUCUCCGCACAUAUCACUCCAGAAUGGCGCAAACAGUACAUCAACUACGAGGAAAUGAAGGCCAUGCUCUACACCACCGUGGAGGAAGCGCCCGCCGUCGAAAGCGUCGAAGAGGACAUCAUCAAGCGGCACUUUGCCAACUUUGACGAAAACUUCUACCACUACUGCGACGAGGAGCUGAAAAAGAUCAACACUUUCUACUCGGAGAAGCUGGCCGAAGCAACCCGCAAGUAUGCUACCCUGUCCGCUCAGCUAAAAACAAUGCUGGAAACGCAGCAGAAAAGCAAAACCAAAGGGCACACGCUGAAACGGAUCAAUCUACCGCACCGGAAGGCCCAGGAGCUGAAGCUGGCCUUCAGCGAGUUCUAUCUGAGUUUGAUCCUGCUGCAGAACUAUCAGAAUCUGAACCAUACUGGCUUCCGGAAGAUCCUGAAGAAGCACGACAAACUGUUACGCUCGGACAAUGGUUCCCGAUGGCAGAAGGAACAGGUCGAAACCAGUCACUUCUUUACGAAUAAGGAUAUUGAUAAGUUGAUUAACGAUACGGAAACGACGGUGACGAGUCAGCUCGAGGGUGGUGAUCGCCAGAAGGCUAUGAAGAGGCUGAGAGUCCCCCCGCUGGGUGAGCAGCAGAGUCCGUGGACUACCUUUAAGGUGGGUCUUUUUAGCGGUGGCUUUGUCGUGCUGUUUAUUGCUGUGAUUCUGUCGGCGAUCUUCCACGAAAGUACGGGAGAGAAUUUGAAGGUCGCUUUCCGGUUGUACCGAGGACCGUUGCUGCUGAUCGAGUUUGUCUUUCUGAUGGGGGUCAACAUCUACGGGUGGAGAUCGUCCGGUGUUAAUCAUGUGUUGAUUUUCGAGUUGGAUCCAAGGAAUCAUCUUUCCGAGCAGCAUCUGAUGGAAUUGGCUGCCGUUCUUGGUGUGGUGUGGACUUUGAGUCUUCUAAGCUUCCUGUACAGCUCUAGCCUCAGUAUACCGCCGUACGUGAAUCCUCUGGCACUAACGAUCGUGAUGAUCGCGUUUCUGAUCAACCCGUUCAAGGUGUUUCGGUACGAGGCCCGCUUUUGGCUGUUGAAAAUCAUCGGACGCAUGAUUGCGGCACCGUUCUUCCAUGUGGGCUUCGCCGAUUUCUGGUUGGCCGAUCAGUUGAACAGUUUGGUGACGGCACUGUUGGAUUUUCAGUUUCUCAGCUGCUUUUAUGUGGUGAAUGGGAACUGGCUGGACGCGGGAAACACCCGUCAGUGUAUGGAGGAAAGCUACAUAAUUCGACCGCUAGUGAACUGUCUGCCGGCAUGGUUUCGCUUUGCGCAGUGCCUUAGACGUUACCGGGAUUCGAAGGAAGCCUUUCCGCAUCUGGUGAACGCGGGGAAGUACUCAACCACGUUUUGUGUGGUCAUUUUUGCUACGCUUAGAAGUUAUCAUGCAUCCAAAUACGAGGACACCUACGACAAUCCGUACCUGUGGCUGUGGAUUCUAAGCUCGGUCGUGUCGUCCUGCUACGCCUACACGUGGGACAUCAAAAUGGAUUGGGGUCUGUUCGAUAAGAAUGCCGGUGAAAAUACCUUCCUGCGGGAGGAAAUCGUCUACUCGACUCCGUUCUUCUAUUACUUCGCAAUCAUCGAAGACCUUGUGCUGCGGUUUGCCUGGGGGGUCUCCUUUGCCCUGACCGAGAACGGUAUCGUCUCGGGAGAUCUGAUGACGUCGGUUCUGGCUCCGUUGGAAGUGUUUCGGCGCUUCGUGUGGAACUUUUUCCGGCUGGAGAACGAACAUCUGAACAAUUGUGGUAAGUUCCGUGCCGUGCGAGACAUCUCGAUCGCACCGAUUGACUCGAACGAUCAGAUCAUCAUACUGAAGAUGAUGGACGAGGAGGACGGCGUUGUUAACAGGGACACCAAGAACAAUCGGGCCAAACACAAAAAGACCAAAGAAGAUAAGAAGCCACUGCUGCCAAUGUUCAAGGGUUCCCUGCAGGAUCUCAACGUCGACAUCAGUAGCUCGAAGAAGCUCUGAGCGGAAUCUGCUCAAUCUAGUAUAAACUAUACUUAUCAGCAAAUUUAAGAACAAAAAAAAACAGAAAACAAAGUCAACGACGCGAAGGUGAGACUGUACAAAACUGUACUUAUAUAAUAAUGAUUCGAUUAGGUUUGCCAACUGAAAACGGAGCUGAAACAGGAACCAAUUAUCCUCUAGGGAGAAAGCCACUUA
Molecule: messenger RNA, 2750 nt
Organism: Topomyia yanbarensis
Lineage: Eukaryota; Metazoa; Arthropoda; Insecta; Diptera; Culicidae
Product: solute carrier family 53 member 1
Exons: 8
Coding region: 531-2555 (674 amino acids)
Biological process (GO): phosphate ion transport; cellular response to phosphate starvation
Cellular component (GO): plasma membrane; cytoplasm; Golgi apparatus
Molecular function (GO): inositol hexakisphosphate binding
Source: RefSeq, a predicted model, not a curated record